Messenger RNA from Angiostrongylus costaricensis, 675 nucleotides. The record is from the annotation of a GenBank genome assembly. Lineage: Eukaryota; Metazoa; Nematoda; Chromadorea; Rhabditida; Metastrongylidae.
AUGGAUUACGGUGGCUACUUCACUCAGCAUGCGUCUGCAAUUGACGGCUCAGUGACGAAUCCUUUUCAACUGAACUCCAAUUUUAACCUGAACAAUAGCACUGGAUACGCGAACGGUGCUCAGAGCCAAAUCUACAGCCAGUACACCAAUCCUUACUUAACUGGCAAUCGAUCUCUACAACCAACGUCGGCCACACAGCAGGGCGCCUAUCGUCAAUCCACCCAUGACUCGCUGCAGGCAUUUUUCAACACAGGCCUCCAAUAUCAACUCUACCACAAGUCUUCGCUCAUGGGAGCGGCCGAAGGAAGGGGAGCAGCUAAUGGAAUUAUGGCAAGCAUACCUGGAUCUUCACUUGUUGGUGCGUUGUGCGGUAAUCCGACGGAACGUCGUAAACAGCGUCGGAUUCGUACAACAUUCACAUCAGGCCAACUGAAAGAAUUGGAGCGCAGUUUUCUUGAGAGUCACUACCCAGAUAUUUAUACACGCGAGGACAUCGCUAUGCGGAUUGACCUCACAGAAGCGAGGGUUCAGGUGUGGUUCCAAAAUCGACGUGCCAAAUAUAGGAAGCAAGAAAAACAACGACGAGCCAAAGAAGAAGGCGAGAACUCGGCGAAGAAGUCGGAAACCGAUGGCAAAAUUCCUACUAGCGAUCUCUCCGAUGUAGCAGACCAUUAG